AGAAAAAAAAAAAAGAAGUCUUUUCUUUUUUCUUUUUCUUUUUUCUUUUUUUUGCGGGUUCUUCGAAGCUAACGCACACGGAUGCUUCCUCUCCGUCGAAGCUUCCCCCUCUUCUCCGAAACCCUAAAAACCCAAUUCCUAGAUCUACUUCGAUCGAGAACUCUCAUUUGAAUCCAUGGGAGGAAUCGUCGAUCCCCAGGGCUUCCAUCCGUGGUUGUGGUGGGAGCUCGCGUCCCUCCUUGUCCUCCGCCCCCUCCUCGCCGUCGCCUUCGUCGUCUCCUUCGUCCUCCUCAGUUGGAUUGUGGCGUGGAAAACGGUGUUGGUGCACGUGCCGCUCGUGCAGGAGAUCUGCGGCCUCCGGAAGAAGCCCGUAAAGCCGAAGCCGGCGAAUCGGCACCGCUUCUCCAACUUCUACAAGUCGCGCUCGGAUCACAGGAGCGCAAAGCCCGAAGUUAAAGAUAAAUCUUAGACGACGGCUCUGUAAAGCUCAAUCUCAUCUCCGCAAGCAAGCAAGAUUCGAAGUUCCGAAGCUACUUAAAGAGAAAAUGUUCAUCACACUGUAUAAGACUUCUGGGAGAAGCACUUGUGAGCUUUCGAGUCGAAGUUUCGAGGUUGGCUUCUCCCACAAGUUGGAAUCUCAGUAAGAGCUUUCUACAAUUGAUCAUGUUAGUUUUUCGCAUAGUACGGUAUCCGAAUACAUCCUAUGUACAUACAUUCAUUUGGUUACAGAUAAUUGUAAAUCAUGCUUGUAAUUACUGCUAUAUCGAAGCUCGAAUACGAGACAGUUUCUUCUUAAAGUGAGAUUUACUUUUGCCUUUUGUUUGAAA
This is a messenger RNA of Ananas comosus (pineapple), 827 nucleotides long. RefSeq lists its product as uncharacterized. The record is from RefSeq and is a predicted model, not a curated record. NCBI's taxonomy places the organism in Eukaryota, Viridiplantae, Streptophyta, Magnoliopsida, Poales, Bromeliaceae. The coding region runs from base 176 to 469 and encodes 97 amino acids. The transcript has 3 exons.